Molecule: messenger RNA, 5315 nt
Organism: Misgurnus anguillicaudatus (oriental weatherfish)
Lineage: Eukaryota; Metazoa; Chordata; Actinopteri; Cypriniformes; Cobitidae
Source: RefSeq, a predicted model, not a curated record
UCUCCUCCCAUUGGCGAGUUUGCACGCUUGUAAUGUCGAGCAGUCUAGCGGGGAUCGCGAUCAUGUGACAGACAGACACUCAACAGAGAAACAUCAGUCGCAAGUAAAGGAGUUUGCUCAGCGCGAGACGAAGUGAACAUUGCCGUGCUUUUAAACCCCGUUAUUCCGUUAUAUCCGUUCUCACAGAAAGGCGGGAGCGGUUAAAGUGCUGAAGUGAAGCUGGGGACGAUUAAAAAACAUUCACCGAAGACCAGACGCGCAAAUCUCAGCGGGCAUGCGGGACUUUUUGGACUUAAUUCAUCACUGUACAAACAUAUAAGAGCUGUUAUUUGCCUUUAUCAGUUUAAACCUGUAAACUGAUGGUUGUCGGCGAAACAAAUCUGCAACAUUGUGUGUGAAAGAGUAGUAGCAGGGCAAGACUUCUGGAGUAAAUAAAACGGGGGACGCAGAUUAAACCCCUCCGUCGGAUUUUUUGUCAGGGGGCAGUAGUGUUUCCCCUUAGCACGUAUUUAUUUUUUAAGGUUUUUAGGCAAAAUUUCAAACAUGGUUGGGGAAAUGGAAACGAAGGAGAAACCCAAGCCGACUCCUGAUUAUCUGAUGCAGCUCAUGAACGACAAGAAACUGAUGAGCAGCCUCCCAAACUUCUGCGGCAUCUUCAACCAUCUCGAGCGACUUUUAGAUGAAGAGAUUGGACGGGUACGGAAGGACAUGUACAAUGACACGCUGAACGGCAGCACAGACAAAAGGACGUCUGAACUCCCGGAUGCCGUGGGGCCCAUCGCACAACUCCAAGAAAAACUCUAUGUGCCUGUCAAAGAGUACCCAGACUUUAAUUUCGUGGGAAGAAUCCUGGGGCCCCGCGGCCUGACAGCCAAACAACUGGAGGCAGAGACGGGCUGCAAGAUUAUGGUGCGAGGCAAAGGAUCCAUGAGAGACAAGAAGAAGGAAGAACAAAACAGAGGGAAACCGAACUGGGAACAUCUCAAUGAAGACCUCCAUGUCCUCAUCACUGUGGAAGAUUCUCAAAACCGCGCUGAGAUCAAACUCAAAAGAGCCGUGGAAGAGGUGAAGAAACUGCUGGUCCCUGCGGCGGAAGGAGAAGACAGUCUGAAGAAAAUGCAGCUGAUGGAACUGGCCAUACUCAACGGCACAUACAGAGACGCCAAUAUCAAGUCUUCAGCAUUAGCCUUCUCGCUGGCCGCUUCUGCACAAGCUCCUCGCAUGAUUACCGGCCCCUCACCGGUCAUGCCUACCCUGCGUACCCAAGCGCCCACUGCUCCCACCCUCAUGCCCCUCAUCCGACAGAUCCAGACCUCUGCUCUCAUGCCCACGGGCACGCCUCACCCCGCCACCCUCGUACCACAGACCCCUGAGUCGGGAAUCAUCUAUGCACCCUACGAAUACCCCUACACAUUGGCACCUUCCAUCCUUGAAUACCCCAUUGACUCCAGUGGUGUUUUAGUUACGGACUGGAGAUUGAUUUGUGGUGACAUAGGUAUGGCUUUUCCAACAAAGGGCUAGUAAUGCUCAGAUGUGUAACAGCCUUCAACCUAUACAAGUGUUAAAAUGCUUUUCUUUACAGCUGCCUUGGAACAAAAACAGCCUUACAAACAAAAAACUGUAUUUUUUUAAGAAUCAAAAGACUUAAGGUCAUUAUGGAUUAUGUUUACACUGGUCUCAACUGUUUUGUUGUCUUAUUCACAGAUCUUAACAGAAUAUUUUCAGAUAAAUACUGAUAAUUAAACAUUUUAUUACAUUCCUCAGUUUGAAAUAUUUGUUUAGUGUGUAAUAUUUGGAUUACUUAUUUCGCUUGUAAUUGUAUUUUAGAUUUACAGUAUUAUUGCUAAAGUAAUAUGCUUGUGAAAAAUGUACUACAUGAAAUAACCUGUAGUGAAUUCCUUUUAUCCAAGGCAUCAUAGUGUUAGGUGGAAAUCAAGGGCUCUCUGAAAUGGUUGUUUUUGUAAAAUUGCUUAAGUAUAUCAUGGGAAUUUUACUUUGAUGGAGGUUUUAUAAGAGAGAUGUCACUAUUGCCUUGUAAUUUAGUCUUACAAACCUUGUUAAACAGAUUUUGUGCUGAGUGUAAUGUAGUUUGGUGAAUAAUCUGAUUUUAACCCUUUUGUUUUGUUGGCAAUGUUGCGCUCUGAGCAGGUGCCGUGACUACUAAAGUACGAAGGCAGGAUAUGCGCGUCCAUCCUUACCAAAGGGUAGUGAGCGCAGAACGAGGUUAGUUUAGCUCCAGUGUUUAAGCUGUGCUGUGUGUGUGUCCGUGUACAAAUGUAUUUUAUCUUAUUAAGUAGGGAUGCACGAUAUAUUGGCCGACAUAUCGUUAUCGGCCGAUAACUGCUUAUUUUUAAUGUUAUCGGUCUGAUAGCAAAAUUAGGCCGAUAAAUAAAAGCCGAUAAAUUAUGGAUUAUUUUGAUUUGUUGAACCACUUCACUUGCUCAUUGCUGGCCAUGUGGAGUUUUGAUUGGUGCUUUCUGUGACAUAGCACGAAGAUGACACGUGUUGCGGGCUUAAGAAGAGUAUGCUAGUCUAGCGCAAAGACAAGAUGUCCGCGGUCUGGGAGUUUUUCAUUGUGAAAUUAAUAUGAAUAUUUAUCGGCCUAUAUAUAUCGGUUAUCGGCCCCCAAAUAUAAAGAGUUAUCGGUUAUCGGUAUCGGCCAAAAUUUCCAUAUCGGUGCAUCCCUAUUAUUAAGUAUGCUGAUCACACUGUAUGUUUCAUUGCAUCUCCCUUAUUGUAAAACUAGUAGUUAUUUCGAACCUGCCAAACAUUAAGAUGAUCUCUGUAUCAUUUGAACAUUAUGAUGCUAUUGUCAGGUAUAUAGUAGUACAUUCCAGCCAACAGCACAAACUUGCUAACCAACCUGGCAUUGAAACUUUGGGUGUUAUCAGUGUACUUGUAUUAUUUUGAGCAUGUUCUUGGGGUCACAAUGCACUAUGAAAUCGUUACUUAAGGAAAUUUUACCUGGUUUAUUACGGAUAGUAACAACCUAUGACAGAUUAUGACGACAUUCCAGUCUAUGAGGUUUAGCGUGGCCUGAUAAAUGUAGCACUUACACGUACACUGUAAAAAGUAAAUGUUGGAUCAACUUAAAGUGAGAAGAUUUAGGUUGAAUUUUAAGUGUUACCAAAUAAAGUUAUUUCAGGGUUCCCAUGGGUCCUUGAAAUUCUUGAAAGUUUGUGAAUCUAGGGGAAAAAAUUCAAGGCCCUGGGAAGUUUUUGAAAAUAUACAUACAUAGAUACAGGUCAUUGAAAGUGCAUGAAUCUAUUUUAUGCAAGAAGUUUUCUGGGAAAAAAAUCCGUAUUAUUCCCUGUGUAGUGUAGGAUAAUAUCAUAAAAAUUCUAGACUUUUAAGCACACAUGCUAAACUGUUUGCUUUAAAUGCUUAUAUCUUGUGUAUGCCAAUGUUGAUUCAUACCAAAAUUUUGCAUAGUUGUGUUUGACACAUGAAAACGUCUCUAUACUAUUGCUCCCUGAAAAGGGAACGAGACGCUGCGUCUCGCCAUACUAUCCUGUACCACCGUCUUUGGCAAUAUAUCAGAUAGGGAUAUACUCCCUGGCUCCCGUGUCACCCCGUCUUUGUUGUUAAGUCUCACCAUUGGUUGAAUUUGAUAUACACAUUUAUGCACUUACCCCUGGAGGCGUCCCCAAAGUGUCACCGCAGUGACGCAGCGCGAGUUCCUUCAAAAGGGUACUGUAAUAAUGUAGCCUUGCUCGCACUUGAAAUGUGUCCCCACAUUUAGUCCUUGAAUUUGAGGAUAUUGGACCUAGAAAGUCCUUGAAAGGUCCUUGAAUUUCAAGUUAACUAAGGUGUGGGAACCCUGGUUGAUCCAACUUUUAAUUUUUUACAGUGUAUUAUACAUUACGACAAACAUGAUCGAAAGCUCAGUGGUUAAGGUAGAUAGAUAUUAAUGAUCCAAAUAAGGAUUUGGACACUUGUGCCACCUAAAAAUGUAUGCAAGUUUAUGCAUAUUUUAAAAACCAUCAAACCAUGUGACAGCAUAUUUUUUAAGAUGCCUCUUGGUUUUAUAUUUUGUUAUGUACUGUAGUAAAAUUAAUACAUUUUGGGUUUGACUUAAGUGUCCAAAUACUGUUGGAUCCACUAUAAAUGUUGUACAGCUAGUUUAAUAACACAUUCAGAUGCUCUAAUGUAUGUAAAAAACACAUUGGAGCAGAUAUGGAGCAAAACUACCUGUUCAGUGAGCUUUGUUACCCUGAUGAUAUAUAGUGAGAGCCUCCAGGCUCAGAGUCAAUGAAGUGUGAUGGAGCUCACCUGUUUCUUCGGUUUAUUCCUUCAUUUGUCAUUCCUCUGAUAUCUAUCUUUCACUUUUAGCAUAUUUUGACAUGUGUCGCUAAAGCAUACUAGUUUUCUUUUUCUAUUUCGUCCUUUUAUUCAACUGAAACAUUGUUUUGACUGCAUUCAACAAAAAGUGUUUUCACAUUUCGCCUGGGAACAGCUUAAGAUUUAUUUAUUUUUUCUUUAAGACUUAACUGUGGAUUUUUGAUAAGAAGCAUAAACUUAUGAUGGUUCAACAUAACCAGACCAGCAUAAAUAGUUAGGAGGAGCAAAUUGAGUGCCAAUUUUUUGGGAAGGGGAAUUUGUGAGACAGAAGCAUUCUUAAUCAUAUUUAUUUAGAAAAUGUAGUUUUUUGCAUAUUAUUUUAGUUAUUAGCUGUUUUGAUUUCAGCUCAUUUUUCCCCAUUUUGUGAUUUGUAAUGCAUUUUUCAUAAUGCGUUCUUUAGUGCGUACACUGUUUGAAAUCUUUUUAAAUUUUUAUUUAUACGUACAGUAUAUGGAUAGAUUGAUAGUUGCUUAGAGUCUGUGGCCACAUUGUGCACAACAUUCAUGACAUACUCAUUUAAAAUGCCUUACAUUAAAAUAAACUGGAUCUAAGGGAACUACAGUAUGAGCUUUUAAAGACAGCUGUAAUGAAACUGAUAAUAAACUCAUGUUACCGAAACGUAAAUGUGCCAAAACUGUACAUAAAAUAACUGGGACUCCUGCAAGAAGAAAAACUGGAGACGUGAGAACCUACUGAUCAACAAAAGUAAAUGUAAUACCCGUAAGAACUUAACAUUGCGUAAUUUAAUAACGGUCCAAUACGACUGACCAGUUUAAUGCAUAACGAUUGUGAAAUUGCACAUUAAGUCAGAUCUGUCUGUGGUUUACUGCCCAUAUAGCGUUGGACAGGUUUUUGGGAAGAACUGAACAGUAUGUACUGGAAAGAUGCUAAUAGCUUCUCCAGUUUAAAGGCAUCUCCAGGUUUUGGUCUUUUUGAAUGUUGCUGUACAUUACGUUUAAAGGGAUAGUUCACCC